This is a messenger RNA of Fundulus heteroclitus (mummichog), 1843 nucleotides long. RefSeq names its product tyrosine aminotransferase (gene tat). Gene Ontology annotation, biological process: aromatic amino acid metabolic process; biosynthetic process. The transcript has 12 exons. The record is from RefSeq and is a predicted model, not a curated record. Gene Ontology annotation, molecular function: pyridoxal phosphate binding; L-tyrosine:2-oxoglutarate transaminase activity. Bases 109 to 1494 code for a protein of 461 amino acids. Lineage: Eukaryota; Metazoa; Chordata; Actinopteri; Cyprinodontiformes; Fundulidae.
UUUGGGGAUUUUCCUUUAAAAUAGUUCUAUAAAUGCAGCCGCUGCUGCGCCUUCCUCUUCAACACUGACGAUAACCUGCACGGUUUGGGAGAGCGCAACAUUUUAAGGAUGGACAACAAGGCGUACCUGGUCCAGAUGAAGAGCAGCGGAGUCCAGGGCCCGGCCAGAAGCGUCAGCGCCAAGGCGCUGCUGGGGAACGGCGUCCACGGCGGCCGGGGGCCGACCAAGACCAAGAGCCGCCGGCAGCGGUGGGAGGUGAAGGCGUCAGCCAUGGCCGAGAACACGCUGAACCCCAUCAGGGCCAUCGUGGACGGCAUGAAGCUCACCCCCAACCCAGAGAAGCCCAUGAUCUCCCUCUCCAUAGGAGAUCCCACCGUGUUUGGCAACCUGCCCACAGACGGCAGCGUCCUGCAGGCCAUGAAGGACGCCAUCGACUGCCAGCAGUACAACGGCUACGCUCCCUCAGUGGGUUACCUGAAGAGCCGGCAGGCGGUGGCCAACUUUUACAGCCGCCCUGAGGCUCCGCUGCAGGCCGAGGAUGUGAUUCUGACCAGCGGCUGCAGUCAGGCCAUCGAGCUGGCCAUCAGCGUCCUCUGCAACCCAGGGGACAACAUCCUGGUGCCCCGGCCGGGCUUCUCCUUGUAUAAAACCCUGGCGGUGUCCAUGGGCAUCGAGGUCAAGCUCUACAACCUGCUGCCUGAGAAGUCCUGGGAGAUGGACCUGCAGCACAUGGAGAGCCUCAUUGAUGAGAGGACUUCCUGUCUGAUCGUCACCAACCCGUCCAACCCGUGUGGUUCUGUGUUCAGCAAGGACCACCUGCAGAAGGUCCUCAGAGUGGCCUCCAAAAACUGCGUCCCCAUCCUGGCUGAUGAGAUCUACAGCGACAUGGUUUUCCCAGGAUGCAGCUCUCCCUCCCUGGCGUCGCUCAGCAGCGACGUUCCGGUUCUGUCCUGCGGCGGGCUGGCGAAGCGCUGGCUGGUACCGGGCUGGAGGAUGGGAUGGAUCCUCAUCCACGACAGGAAUGAUAUCUUUGGACCUGAGAUUCGCCGGGGGCUGGUGAAGCUGAGCCAGAGAAUCCUGGGAGCCUGCACCAUCGUCCAGGGGGCGCUAGAGAGCAUCCUGAACGACACGCCUCAGAGCUUCUACAGCAACACCAUCAGCUUCCUCAAGUCAAACUCAGAGAUCUGCUUCAAGGAGCUGUCCAGCGUCCCGGGCCUGAACCCCGUCAUGCCCUCAGGAGCCAUGUACCUGAUGGUUGGCAUUGAAAUGGACCACUUUCCAGACUUUAAAAACGACGUGGACUUCACAGAACGUCUGGUGACGGAGCAGUCCGUGUUCUGCCUGCCUGCUUCGGCGUUCGAGUAUCCCAACUUCUUCCGCAUCGUGGUGACGGUACCGGAGGAGCUGAUGGUGGAGGCCUGCUCCCGGAUCAGGGGGUUCUGCCAGCGCUACUACAGACCCCCCAGCUGCGACGGCAAUGAUCUGGACCAGUGAUCCGGCGGUUCUGAACCGCUCGUCCACUCAGGACGGAUCCAUACUGGUGGUGGCGUCCUGAGGAGACCUUAUAUUUAUAUUUUAUACAGCCAGCAUUUAUUAUCCUCUUUAUUUAAAUGCUUUCAGCGUCUGAAGGUAUCAGGUACAAAGUGGGCGUGGCCCGGCUGCUGUUUGUCCUCCCGUCCGUCUUCAGAACCGGCUUUAAGGGCAAAAUGGGCUUCAGAUCUGCUUCAUCAGAACCGUCCCUAUAUAUGGUCCUAUGUUGUGUCCAGUUAAUGAAACUAUAUUCUCUGUGUAUCAUAAAGUCAGUUUUAAUGUUGUUGUCUAAUAAAACUCUGACAUGACUGGA